This is a messenger RNA of Bipolaris maydis ATCC 48331, 200 nucleotides long. The record is from RefSeq and is a predicted model, not a curated record. Lineage: Eukaryota; Fungi; Ascomycota; Dothideomycetes; Pleosporales; Pleosporaceae.
UUUGUAUUUUCAUGGGCAGCCUAUGGUCAUAUACGGGAUACAAGAUGCUGCCACUUCUGGCUCUCUUCCAACUUGGCUUCGCAUCGAAAGACACGGCAGAUGGCGCUAUUUCCUUCGUCGUGGGCGCGACAGACAGUACUUCAGUACCGUAGACCACAAGCAGUGCUCACGCAAAAGUAGACGACUGGUCGCGGAGAAGC